AUGUCCAAAACCGCAGCAAGACCUUCCCGAAAAAAAACGCUACUGUUGCCGCACUUCGGACUCAAUGCUGAGUCCUCGCUGGACUUGCCCCUAUUUUGUGGAGGAUUCAAUGUUGUUGCCUCUGCCACCAUCGCUGCCUCUGCCACCAUCGCUGCCUCUGCCACCAUCGCUGCCUCUGCCACCGUUGCUGCCUCUGCCACCAUCGCUGCCUCUGCCACCGUUGCUGCCUCUGCCACCAUCGCUGCCUCUACCACCGUUGCUGCCUCUGCCACCAUCGCUGCCUCUGCCACCGUCGCUGCCUCUGCCACCGUUGCUGCCUCUGCCACCAUCGCUGCCUCUGCCACCGUUGCUGCCUCUGCCACCAUCGCUGCCUCUACCACCGUUGCUGCCUCUGCCACCAUCGCUGCCUCUGCCACCGUUGCUGCCUCUGCCACCGUCGCUGCCUUUGUCACCGUUGCUGCCUCUGCCACCAUCGCUGCCUCUGCCACCAUCGCUGCCUCUGCCACCGUCGCUGCCUCUGCCACCAUCGCUGCCUCUGCCACCGUCGCUGCCUCUGCCACCAUCGCUGCCUCUGCCACCGUUGCUGCCUCUGCCACCGUUGCUGCCUCUGCCACCAUCGCUGCCUCUACCACCGUUGCUGCCUCUGCCACCAUCGCUGCCUCUGCCACCGUUGCUGCCUCUGCCACCGUCGCUGCCUUUGUCACCGUUGCUGCCUCUGCCACCAUCGCUGCCUCUGCCACCGUCGCUGCCUCUGCCACCGUCGCUGCCUCUGCCACCAUCGCUGCCUCUGCCACCGUUGCUGCCUCUGCCACCAUCGCUGCCUCUGCCACCAUCGCUGCCUCUGCCACCGUCGCUGCCUCUGCCACCAUCGCUGCCUCUGCCACCAUCGCUGCCUCUGCCACCGUUGCUGCCUCUGCCACCAUCGCUGCCUCUGCCACCGUCGCUGCCUCUGCCACCAUCGCUGCCUCUGCCACCGUUGCUGCCUCUGCCACCAUCGCUGCCUCUGCCACCGUCGCUGCCUCUGCCACCAUCGCUGCCUCUGCCACCAUCGCUGCCUCUGCCACCGUUGCUGCCUCUGCCGCCAUCGCUGCCUCUGCCACCAUCGCUGCCUCUGCCACCGUCGCUGCCUCUGCCACCAUCGCUGCCUCUGCCACCGUUGCUGCCUCUGCCACCAUCGCUGCCUCUGCCACCGUCGCUGCCUCUGCCACCAUCGCUGCCUCUGCCACCGUUGCUGCCUCUGCCACCAUCGCUGCCUCUGCCACCGUUGCUGCCUCUGCCACCAUCGCUGCCUCUGCCACCGUUGCUGCCUCUGCCACCAUCGCUGCCUCUGCCACAGUUGCUGCCUCUGCCAACUUCGUUGUCUCUGCCACCGUCGCUGCCUUUCUCACCAUUGCUGCCUCUGCCACCAUUGCUGCCUCUGCCACCAUCGCUGCCUCUGCCACCGUUGCUGCCUCUGCCACCAUCGCUGCCUCUGCCACCGUUGCUGCCUCUGCCACCAUCGCUGCCUCUGCCACAGUUGCUGCCUCUGCCAACUUCGUUGUCUCUGCCACCGUCGCUGCCUUUGUCACAAUUGCUGCCUCUGCCACAGUCGCUGUCUUUGUCACCAUUGCUGCCUCUGCCACCGUCGCUGCCUUUGUCACCAUUGCUGUCUCUGCCACCGUCGCUACCUUUGUCACCAUUGCUGUCUCUGCCACCGUCGCUACCUUUGUCACCAUUGCUGUCUCUGCCACAGUCGCUGCCUUUGUCACCAUUGCUGUCUCUGCCACCGUCGCUACCUUUGUCAUCAUUGCUGCCUCUGCCACCGUCGCUGCCUUUGUCAUCAUUGCUGCCUCUGCCACCGUCGCUGCCUUUGUCACCAUCGCUGUCUCUGCCACAGUCGCUGCCUUUGUCACCAUUGCUGUCUCUGCCACCGUCGCUACCUUUGUCACCAUUGCUGUCUCUGCUACAGUCGCUGCCUUUGUCACCAUUGCUGUCUCUGCCACCGUCGCUACCUUUGUCACCAUUGCUGUCUCUGCCACCGUUGCCCCCAGGCCAAUCGUCAGCUAG
Molecule: messenger RNA, 2046 nt
Organism: Procambarus clarkii (red swamp crayfish)
Lineage: Eukaryota; Metazoa; Arthropoda; Malacostraca; Decapoda; Cambaridae
Source: RefSeq, a predicted model, not a curated record